CGGGAAUAUUGGGUAGCGCUCCAUCCCGGGUCCCAGAUGGCGGCCCGGCCUGCGGGAAUCUGAAUGUUUAAUACGCCAGGGUGCCGGUUGGCUGUGGUGUUAUUGGGUUAUGCCGGCCGCGGGUGGAGUCAGGGUGUUUUUUGCAUUUUAAAAAGUCCCAGGCCAGUAGCCGGCCAUAAAAUAAGCGGAGUCGAGGUUUGAAAAUUGUUCCCUCCACUCGCUGUUUUCUCCCCGAAGAUGGCGGAGGCACUGGGGGUGGCUGACACCCGGAGGCUCCACAGUAAGCCGCAGGAUUUAAACGACGCGUACGGGCCUCCCAGCAACUUCCUCGAGAUCGACAUCUUCAACCCGCAGACGGUCGGGGUCGGGAGGAGUAAAUAUACCACGUACGAGGUCCGAAUGAGGACAAAUCUUCCCAUUUUUAAGAUGAAGGAUUCUUGUGUGCGCAGGCGAUACAGUGACUUUGAAUGGUUAAAAAGUGAAUUGGAGAGAGACAGUAAGAUUGUUGUGCCACCACUACCAGGAAAAGCUUUGAAACGUCAACUUCCAUUUAGAAUGGAUGAAGGAAUUUUUGACGAGUCUUUUAUUGAAGAAAGAAGAGCUGGAUUAGAACAAUUCAUUAACAAAAUUGCAGGUCAUCCACUGGCCCAGAAUGAACGCUGUCUGCACAUGUUCUUACAAGAGGAAAGCAUCGACAGAAAUUAUGUACCUGGCAAAGUAACUUCAUAAACAUCUAAACCAACCAACUUAUUUUAAGCUUCCAUUAUUCAUUUCCUUCGAUCAGUCUCCUGACACAACUUUCUCUGUUCUGUGAUGCACUGAAUGGCUUCGUACAGACUUAAGAGCACUGCAAAUGGUCAAAAGUAGAACUGUAGGGCAUUUAAACUUGAGUUCUACAGUAAAUAUUUACAGCUGAAUACUUGCCUAAUAAGUAAAUUGCAUCAACAUAAAUUUGGCAGUCAUUACAUCUGCUUAUGAAUGCACUCAUGGUUUUUACUACUUGGCCAAAAAUGAUGACAUGUUUUGGGUAAUCAUAAAUGAUCAGACUUCUCCCUUUUUAAAAAAGGAGUUAAAUUAUCAGGUGUGCUACAAUUGUUCUCUUUGUACAGUAGCUGAGUGUUUAAACCUUGCUGCAAAAUGUAUAUAAGCUUUAUUUAAAAUGUGCAGUGUCAAUUUUGUGGCAGAUUAUCAUUUUGUUGGCUAACUGUUCUAUCAAAGUUAAUUGUUCACUGUUAAAUGUUAGUAACAGUUUGAGAACUUUACUACAUUCCUGUUGUAGAAAAACUGAAUUGAGAAAUGUGUGGAUCUGUGUCCUUGGCUCCAACCAUAAGCUUUUUAAACUGCAUUUGAUUGAUUUCUGGUUUCUAAUUCCUUAAAUUUCUUAUUCCUUGCAUGUUCAUACUCCUAUUGUAUUCCCAGUUACUUUUUGUGCUCAAACUAGGGAAGUGAAAUGCUGCUGCCUCAAUUGGAAAUAAAUCCUUGUGGAAACUAUAUUUCUUGUGAUUUACCUCUAGUACUCAUUGACCUUUCUUUGUUCUCCAAUUCUUUAGUGCAGUUGGUUUGGAAUCAGAUUAAAACAUGAUUUUCUAGAAAAUCACUUUUGCUGUAAAAGAAUACUUGAGCAAUAUUUGCAUCUAGGUAUUGCCUAAAACUACUCUAAUGCUGAUGUGAAAUAUGACAGGCAUUUCUGUUACCAGCUGCUGCCUUUCAAUCACUGGCUAUAUUAAGCUUUCAGCUACUUUGUUCUGUCAUUAUACUUCUUCAGCAAAGGUGUUCCAGAUGUUAGAAUACUGUGGUGGUUUGUCUUUAAAACCACAUCUCCUCCAUUUUAUUGGUCAUUAUUUCCUGGAGUAUUUUGGAAUGAAGCUUAUGCACUAAAUAUCUUGAUGCAUAAAAGCUGUUCAUGUACAGUGAGUGGUGGUGUGGUGAGGGGUCUCUACUUCAGUCAAUAGUGUAUUUGUCAAACUACCAAUCUUUUGGGGUUUUUCCCAAAUCCAGAUUCUGUAAUUGGACCACUAAAUAGUAGGGAAAGCAAAUCUUGAGUCCUCUCCAACACUUUGGAUAAUAAAGCUGUUAACAAAUUAUAUUUCAGUCUAAAUCUUACAUGCUACCAUUCUGUCUUUUCUCUUUAUUCCCUCUAUUACCUGAUGAGCUUUUAUUUUCCCACUAACUGUGUUGAAAUUGAAGCUUGCAUGUGGAUAAGUCCUGUAGUUGACAUUAGGACUUGGUCAGGAGUACAAUAUUAGGGUGACUAUCUGGAAUUCAGGAGAGACAUCAUUUCCAACUUCUCUAUCUGGGGAAUGGUUUAAGGAAUAUAAUUCCCCCUGUUUGAGGAUGUGGUCAUUGGUGAAUGGCCAUGAGAAGCUUCAGCUGCUUGGUAUCAAAGGGAAAUCGUGACUGGCUAUUUUAGAUUCACUCAUUGCAUUUGAAGCCUCUGCCUUGAUGUCUCUCAAAUUGAAGAUUCGUGAGUACACCUGACUUCUACUUUGCAGCUUGAAGUCUGUGUUCUAGUUCCCUAGCAAGUGGGUUGCUACUGCAUACUCUAGCUAGAAUAUUUACGCACUGUACACUCUGUAGACCUUUCAAAUGUGACUUUUGUUUUGACAUGUUAACUUGAAUGGGUUUGUGGACUCUGGAUGUUAGUAGCCUAAUAUUGGAAGAGGGAGGGCAAUGCCAGACUUGAGUGAAGGUUUCUAAGAUGACACUUGCAUAAGCUGGACUUCACUGGUUUGGGGAUGGAACUGCAAUGGGAGAAUGGGCAGGGAGGAAAAACCCUCCCUUAGAAUUUCUUGCAGUAAGCACAAUUAAUAGUGCAAAUGGACUUUGUUAAUUGCAGUCCUGUUCAUUUUUUUUUGAAAUAUACGGUCAUUACAAUAAAUCUAUUAACUAGCUGUUUCUCAUAUAGUUUGGCAUUUCAAAAAUGCGAGUCUGUGGAUAAGUGCAUUCAUUAAGCAGACAAGGAUAAUGUAAUCAUAUUGGGAUUGUGCUGUAACACUACUUUGUCAGAUCAAUAUAAAAUGCAAUUUCUUUCUCCCUGAAACCAGAAAUAAAUCUGUAUUGUUAAUAUAGCUGUCAGUGUCAAACACCAGGAUAUCUAAGUUUUUGAACUUGUAUUCAGCCAGUGGUGUCAAUGGCAUCCUCCUCCUGAACCAUUCCACGUAAAGCAACAUUCCUCAGUAUUAAGUCACUUUGUCUUUGUACAGUUACUUUUUUGAUUUUAGGUGCUUUUUGUAUAUGUACCAAGAAAAGACUGUUAAGCAGCCUUCUCUUGAUCCAAAGUUAUAUCUGAUCUGUCUAAAAUAUGUUCACUUAUUUCUUCAUAUUAAACUACUGUAAAACCA
Messenger RNA from Hemiscyllium ocellatum (epaulette shark), 3341 nucleotides. Its product is annotated as sorting nexin-12. The coding region runs from base 238 to 729 and encodes 163 amino acids. Gene Ontology annotation, molecular function: phosphatidylinositol-3-phosphate binding. The record is from RefSeq and is a predicted model, not a curated record. NCBI's taxonomy places the organism in Eukaryota, Metazoa, Chordata, Chondrichthyes, Orectolobiformes, Hemiscylliidae. Gene Ontology annotation, biological process: late endosome to Golgi transport; endocytic recycling. The transcript is spliced from 5 exons. Gene Ontology annotation, cellular component: retromer complex; early endosome membrane.